Messenger RNA from Notolabrus celidotus (New Zealand spotty), 2115 nucleotides. It is a transcript of the gene evx1, whose product is annotated as even-skipped homeobox 1. Lineage: Eukaryota; Metazoa; Chordata; Actinopteri; Labriformes; Labridae. Gene Ontology annotation, molecular function: DNA-binding transcription factor activity, RNA polymerase II-specific; RNA polymerase II cis-regulatory region sequence-specific DNA binding. Gene Ontology annotation, biological process: regulation of transcription by RNA polymerase II. The record is from RefSeq and is a predicted model, not a curated record. Gene Ontology annotation, cellular component: nucleus.
AUGGAAAGCAGAGAGGAGAUGGUGAUGCUUGCGGAGGGAGGUCAGCUGAGCAAGAGCGGCUCCAAUUUGCCGGAUGCAGUCGGGAGCCCUGAGCUGAGAGACCAGCAGGGGAAGCCGGGCCACAGGGGCUGUCUGAGCCCGGGUGCUGCGCCCUACUCCCGGGAUAGGACAGAAGGGAUGGUGGAGGAGAAUGCCCGGAGGAAUUUGUGUGCAGAUAUGAGGCCGGUUGGCUCGUCUUCCUCCGGUAACAGACACCGGACUGAUCAUCUCCACAAAGACGGCAGCAGCUCAGACACCGAGUCGGACUUCUACGAGGAAAUUGAUGUGAGCUGCACGCCUGAAAGCAUGGACUUCCCAACUGCUAGAGGUCGGAAUGGGGAUUCUCCAGGUCACCCAAAUGAGACCAGUCCUGACCCGGGUAAGAUGGUCCCGGGUCAAGGCUCCCUGUCUUACUCAGCGGAUCAGAUUCGUCGGUACCGGACAGCGUUCACCCGGGAGCAGAUCGGCCGGCUGGAGAAGGAGUUUUACCGCGAAAACUACGUGUCCAGGCCGCGAAGAUGCGAACUGGCGGCCGCCUUGAAUCUACCUGAAACCACCAUCAAGGUGUGGUUUCAGAACCGCAGGAUUAAGACAAAACGCCAGCGUCUGGCCAUGACGUGGCCUCACCCUGCAGACACGGCCUUCUACACCUACAUGAUGAGCCACGCGGCCGGCCACGGGGAACUGCCCCUACCACUCCCAACGCACCUGCCGCUGCCUUACUACUCACACCUGGGUGUCGGUGCUGGCUCUGCUCCUACAGCCACCCCUUUCUCCAACCCCUGCGUUCCCUGGACAGUUUCCCGCAUGCUGUCUCACCCCUACCAGAGGCCGGAGCUGCUGUGCGCAUUCAGACACCCCUCCCUGUACCCUGGACCUCCCCACGGCCUCGGUCCCGGAGGUAGCCCUGUUUCCUGUCUGGCCUGUCACUCCAGUCAAUCUAACGGAAUCUCAACCAGGCCCUCUGGACCAGACUUCGCGUGCUCUCCAACCAGCAGGACUGACGCUUUUGUCACUUUUACGCCUUCAGUGCUCAGCAAACCCUCACCUGUGACGUUAGACCAGAGGGAGGAGGUGCCUCUGACCAGAUAAACCAAAACUCUUCCUUUAAAAAAAGCCUUUACCAUAAGCUUUUAAACCUAACACAUUCUAGAACCAGAAUUGAAACAGCAUGAAGAGGUAGCCUGUAAGCAGUGAAACCAUCUUAAACUUCGGGCAAGACAAUUAGCCAGAACUUGAGCUAUGUGACGCACAACGGAUCUCCCAUUACUGACUAAUAAUAAUCCCAUUGCAGAGUCAAGACAACCGGCUGAAAUAUGACCGCAUGGACACAAAAGCAGAUUUGAUUUUUAGAAGAUUGAUUUGACUUUCGAGAGGAAGGGGUCUUGAGAAACGUUUAAAUCUCCGUGAUGGAUGGCAUUGGGGUUUUUAUCAUUACUUGUCGCCCAAAUCGUCCUACAUGUAUUGUUAGUUACGCAAGGCUGAUGCUUUCCAUCUCUCUUUUUAACAAGGAGGAUUUGUUACAGACUGGGGCCGUCUCAUUAUGAAGCAGCUCUCCACACCCGGGGCCCACACGGCGGCGGAAGCUUGGUCUGAAAUGUGCAGAUGCUGGGGAAAAUUAACAGAGUGAUGUAUAUGUACGAGCCGGUGAAUUUUGAGUGUUGAAUUAAUGAUAAUUACCAGGAAGGGAUCGUUACUGCCAAAAGGUAACAAGGCGCCAGGGGAACGGAUUACUCCAGCCCGCACGGUGUGACGAAGGAGGGGGAAGAAGUGAGGAGGAAGGAGGAGGAGGAUGGAGAGAUAGAGGGAGGACAAUCAAGAUGGGGAAAAAAUGAAAUUAAACAUGAAAACUCCUUCAGUUUGCUCUCUUGUCGACAUGAAAGCCAGUUAUCGAUUCAAAUGUGAUUAAUAUAUGACGUUAAGCCUAUUUUAGAAUAUUAUUCAAGAAGCAGUUGCACCUGAUUAUGGAAAAGGGACUGAAAAGUGACUGUUUUUGUUUUCGUUGACUUUUAUUUUCUUGUUGAUUUUUUUUCCUUUUUUUUGCCUGGGUUGUCUUCAACGUCUAAUUUGCAAUAA